Rotaria socialis is the source of this 516-nucleotide messenger RNA. The record is from the annotation of a GenBank genome assembly. NCBI's taxonomy places the organism in Eukaryota, Metazoa, Rotifera, Eurotatoria, Philodinida, Philodinidae.
AUGGUAUCAGUUAAUUCGAUUGAAGAUGAAGCCGAGCUGCAAAAAAUGUUAUCUGCAGCAAAAGAUCCUGAUGAACGUAAAAUUAUUCGUACACGUUUAUUAGAAGUGAAAAAAACAAAUAGUGAAAAACGUGAAAACGAACGAGUUCAACGUGAGCAACGUCGAGACGACGAUAUUAAACGACGCAGUCAAGCUCAAGUUGAAGAAAAUCUUCAACGUAUGAAAAUAUUCGAAGAAACAGCAAAAAGUUUUGGUACGAAAAUUGAAACACAAGCUGAUAAGUUGAAAGAACAAGCACUUAAAGAUAAACAAGCCUAUAUUGAAAAGGAACGAAAAGCUGAAUUAGCACGUAUUGAAACAGCAGCUAAACAACAUUUAUCAGCAAGUAUAGGUGAAGAUCGGAAUGAAGCCUUCACAAAACAACGCCAACAAUGGGCUGUUGAAGAUAAAAAAGUUGAAGAUAAAAAUCUCAAAGAUCUGUCAAAAUUUACCUCAAAUACAAUGUCUAAACAAUAA